UUCACUUGCAUGAAUAUGAUGUAGCUCUUGGUUUGCUUUAGCAGCAAAGUGCAUUACUUUCCUCAUAUAUUUUAUAUAUAUUGUAGGCUACUCAUCAGGAAAUUCUUGCGUCUGAAGAUGUUGAUUAUGCACGCGCGCGGACAAUAGCGUGAACCUGCCGCGCGGAACUUCAUAGCCAGCAUCAUUUAUGACAAGCAUGAACACGCGGGCGUAAGUUUCAUGCUGGUUUGGACAGACUGAAGGUAUACAUUUUAACAUGGGCCAAUCAUACGCAGCCAAUGUGACUGAUGAUGCGAUUCAUGGUGGAAACCGUGCCACCAUCUGGCACGAGGACGGUGUGGGCAACGAUACCAUCGAUCCUUACAAGCCCACUUUUGCGAAUGACAUCACCAAGCACCUGGGCGUUCAAGUUUUACUUAUCUUAGCAUAUUCCCUCAUAAUUCUGCUGGGACUUGUGGGUAACAGCCUGGUCAUUUACAUGAUCGUACUGUACAGAAACAUGCGCACGGUCACCAACUACUUCAUCGCAAACCUGGCCUUGGCAGACCUGAUGAUGGACACUCUGUGUUUACCAUUCACGCUGGUCUACACGCUGUUGGAUGAAUGGAAGUUUGGAGAAGUGAUGUGUCAUAUGGUGCCUUUCAGCCAAGCUCUGAGCGUACAUGUCUCCAUUCUCACUUUGACAGUCAUUGCUCUGGAGCGCUACAGGUGUAUUGUCUUUCAUCUCGGCCAACGGCUCAAUAAAUGCACUAGUUUCAUCAUCAUUGGUCUGAUUUGGACGUUCGCUGCCAUAUUGGCUGGACCAUUGGCUAUCUUUCGGGAAUAUAGGCGCGAGGAGAUCCCGUACAUUGGCUUGCGUAUAGCGGUCUGCUCUGAGAAGUGGCCCAAUGGCACCAACCGAGAUGCGGUUAUAUACAGUCUAUCGAUGCUCGUCCUACAGUACAUGGUACCGCUGACGAUCAUCAGCUAUGCUUAUGUGUGCAUCUGGAUCAAACUGAAAAACCACAUCAGCCCCUGCAACCGCAACGAUAGUAUCGCCCGUCGCAAGAAAACCACUAAGAUGCUGGCAAUGGUAGUUGUUGUCUUUGCCGUUUGCUGGCUUCCUUUCCAUUUGUUCCAGUUGGCGAGUGAUCUCGACUUGAUUCUGAAGUUCAGAGAGUACAAACUCAUUUAUACGUUGUUUCACAUCGUGGCUAUGUGCUCGACGUUUGUCAAUCCGUUGCUCUACGGCUGGAUGAACCAGAACUACAGGAAUGGGUUCCUUAUGUUCUUUCGCUGUGAACACAAACCAGACACCAUUUACCCUGAUGGGUCCUUCAGGACUCGAUCUUUGAGAGGAAUGAUUGUGAACGGGCACAAUGACGGACAGCCUGCAGCUGCUGUCUGAUCAUAAAGACUGAGGUUAAAUGCUUUCAGUGGACCUAGCUACAGUAAAAAGUUGGAUCAACUUAAAAAAAUACUUCAAUUGGUACAUCAUGAUCUAACGAAAAGUUGUGUUAUAUUCAUGAAAAAUUGUAUUAAUUUAUUUGUGUCCAUGGCAUAAAAUUCAGCUUUUUUUCGUGCCUUGAGCACGAACGUCUUUUUCGUGUCAUUUUAUGUAUUGUUUUCUCAUUUUUCCCCCUAUUUUUAAAUCAUUGUCACUUGGGGAUGGGGUUACACUUUGGGUUUGGGUUAGGAUGUAAUUUUAUGUAUUGGUUUCUACAUGUUUUUCUUCCGCUUUUAAAACUAUUCUCACCUGGAGUUGGGGUUUGUAUUAGGAUGUCUAAAAAUGUUACAGAAAGUGAUUCUAACACCAAGCGACAAUGGUAAGAAAAUAGGAAAAAACUAUGAGAAAACGGUACAUAAAAUUAGACGAAAAAGAAAGUCGUGCCACAGACACGAAAAACUAUUUAUAAAAAUUAGUGCGAGUGACACAAAAAAGCUGAAUUUCAUGCCAUGGACACGAAUAGCUCAGUCUGAAUUGGUAACACUUAAAACAUAGAAUUUUAUCAACUUACAUUUUCACCUAAAGUGAAAUUUUAAGUUGCAAAAACUUAGUGUUACCAAUUGAAGUAAUUUUAAGUAGUUAAGGUCUCCAAUAAUCUAUUUCCGGCAAAACAUACACUAGAAAAAAAUGAAAGGUUCAGCAACUUAUCAACUUGACCAAAUGACUUCAAUUGGUAACACCUAAAAAUAUUAAGUUGUAUCAAUUUAUAUGUUUAAGUAAAAAAAACUUAACACUAAAAACAUAAUUUUUAGGGUGUUAUUGAAGUAAUUCUUUUACUUUUUCACUUUUUAUAGUGUGUGUUUUGCUGGAAAUAGAUUAUUGACGUCCUAAACUACAUAUGUAGUUAUUGAAUCUACUGUCAACUAACUAAACCAUUACUCCUUGAUUUUUCACCGUCUGCUGCAAGUUAUAAAAAAGUGAUCAUGCAUAAGUCUGAUAUACCGCAGACAAACUGAAGUAGCUUAGUCAAUAGAGUCAAUUUGCGUACUAUAUGUAGGCUACUAUACACAUAUACGGGUCAAUUUUGUGGUGAGGUAAAAUAUUAUAAAAUCAAUCAAUCAAUUCAGUUGUGAUUUGUCAAAGGUGAAAAUGUUGUGCAUGUUUUGUUCUGUUGAAAGAUGCAUAUAUGUAUAUACGUAAUGUAUGGUACUGUAAGCUAUAUGUAUUGAAGUGCUUCAGUGUAAUCUAUAGAUUCACAUGGCUGUAUGCUUUAUAUUUAAUCUUUUGUUAUUUGUUAUUAUAUAAAAGCUACACGUGUAUUAUGGUGCAGCUAUAGCACACUAGACUUUAAAAAUUACCAUGUGGUUAUGAGCACAAAACAAUAGCAUUCACAGUGCUGUAGUUGCAUUAUUUAUUGCCAGUGCGACCUAAUGUUUUUAUGCCGUAAAGACUUCGUAUUCUAGGUGUUGCAAACAAGGGAAAGUGGAGAAGAAACCUUUAAGAAUAUAAUGCGGCCCAUCUGCAUCACAUUUCAAGAACCUUCACAGAUACAAAGAGUUGAAGAUACAGAUAUUACACAAUGAUUUCAACUCAUUUGUUGAUUUUACUGUAACAAGUCAUUGUUAAUGUAGCCAAAUUGCUUUCUCCAUAACUUUGUGCUCCGUCUCGAAUGUUAUUUAUUUAUUUAUUUAACAUGAUUGGGUGGCAUAUUUUCUCUUCAUUAGAAAUAAGUUGCACUUUUGAGUUUUUUUUAUCUCAUUGAACAAACCCUGUGCAAAUGAAAUGUUUUUGCCAAUUAAA
This is a messenger RNA of Paramisgurnus dabryanus, 3226 nucleotides long. NCBI's taxonomy places the organism in Eukaryota, Metazoa, Chordata, Actinopteri, Cypriniformes, Cobitidae. The record is from RefSeq and is a predicted model, not a curated record.